CACCAGUGAUUAGCUGAGAUUAGUGUCUCUGUAAUCGGGGUUUAUAAUAAGCACGUACGAAAACAGCCUGGCCACAGGGUGUUGGGGGGCUGUAAAAGGAGAGUGUCAGAGCAGUGCAAAGGGAAGGGGCAGUACAGAGAUUUUAAGUUGAUGUUGGGAUGUGGAAACUAUAGGCACAGUUUGUGUCUUAACGAUUGUGUCAUGGCUGAGGUACCUUUUUCAGGUCUUAGAGUGUCUGCUUGUCCCCCGGGUGACCUUGGACAAGUCUUUUUUGUUCUGCCCAAGUUUCACUUUUAACUUUUAAGUGGGGGAGAUCAGCUUAUCAGCUCCUUUGUGUCCAGUGCUGGAAGUCCAGUAUCAGCAGGAAUUGUUCAGAGAGGAAUGGUUGUGUGUCCAGUGGCAGGAGGAGGAUAGGGAAAAUCAGUGGGAGGGGAUUUCUGAUUGAUCUUAUUUAGGUGGUGCAAGAGAGAGAAGGCCUCACUAGAGUGACACCAGGGAUAAUUAUCAUGACAGCUUUGAGGGUCAGUUAGCUCAUAAAAAACCAACCAUGGUCUUUUACAAUGUACUGUAAAGCCAUGAGUAUUUCACUUUAACACAGAGCCUAGAAAAUGAAGCUAAAAGAAAUCGAGCGAACAGCUGUGCAGGCGUGGAGUCCAGCAAACAACCACCCCAUUUAUCUAGCAACAGGAACAUCUGCCCAGCAACUGGAUGCAUCCUUCAGUACAAAUGCCACCUUGGAAGUAUUUGAGGUUGACUUCAGGGAUCCCUCCCUGGAUAUGAAGCAGAAAGGAACACUUCCUGCCUCAAACAGGUUUCAUAAGCUGAUCUGGGGGAACUUUGGAAACGGAUCUCCAGAGUCCUCUGGAGUGGUCAUUGGUGGAGGGGACAAUGGUGUACUGACAAUGUACAGUGUGCACCGCAUCUUGACUUCGAAGAGUGAGCCUGUGAUUGGGCAGACAGAGAAGCAUUCAGGUCCUGUUCGAGCUCUUGACUUCAACCCUUUUCAGAGUAAUCUCUUGGCUUCUGGAGCCAAUGAUUCUGAAAUUUUCAUCUGGGACUUGAAUAAUUUCAGUGUGCCUAUGACUCCAGGGACUAAAUCACAGCCUCACGAAGACAUCAGUGUGGUGUCCUGGAAUCGUCAGGUGCAGCAUAUCCUAUCCUCUGCUCACCCCAGCGGCAAGGCUGUGGUUUGGGACCUCAGGAAGAAUGAGCCUAUCAUCAAAGUCAGUGACCACAGCAACAGAAUGCAUUGCUCAGGAAUGGCCUGGCAUCCAGAAGUUGCAACCCAGCUAGUCCUUUCCUCUGAGGACGACCGCUUGCCAGUGAUCCAAAUAUGGGACUUGCGUUUUGCUACCUCUCCUCUGAGCCAGCUGGAAGGGCACACGAGGGGAGUUCUGUCUGUCUCUUGGUGCCAGGCUGACCCUGAACUGCUGCUGAGUAGUGCCAAAGACAACCGGAUCUUGUGCUGGAACCCAAGUGUGGGAGAGGUGGUUUAUGAGUUACCCAUUCGGAGUCAGUGGUGCUUUGACGUCCAGUGGUGUCCUAGGAAUCCUUCAGUCUUCUCUGCUGCCACUUUUGAUGGGUGGAUCAACAUUUAUUCUGUUAUGGGUGGGAACUUGGAAGCUCAGCAGAAGACGCAGGCUGACAAGAUCUCUUCCUCCUUCAACAACCUGGAUCCCUUUGGCACAGGACAGAGCCUUCCUCCUCUGCAAGUGCCAGAGCAAGUAACUCAGACCACCUUGAUUCCACCAUUAAAAAAGCCACCCAAGUGGAUUCGCAGACCUGUGGGGGUUUCAUUUGCAUUUGGAGGAAAACUGAUUACCUUUGGUCUUACCAAAGCUCCUGGACAGCAAAUGCAGCAGACUUACCCACAUCAGGUAUUCAUCAGUCAAGUCACUACUGAAACUGAAUUCCUACUCCGAUCCAAAGAACUGCAGAUGGCCUUGCAGUCAGGGAACCUCCUCGAUUACUGCCAGGGCAAGAUCCAGACAGCCAAGCUGCCAUUUGAUGAGAACCUUUGGAACUUCUUGAAGGUGAAUUUGGAGCAGGAUUCCAGGACUAAACUCCUAAAGCUGCUGGGCUACAGUAAAGAGGAUCUGCAAAAAAAGAUUGCCUCAUGUUUGAGUAAUGGGAUCCCAGAUAAACAGCCCCUUCCUGAGGCAGAUGAUAGAAACGCUGCACAACCAGAUCAGCUAUUGAUGAAUUCCAGCAAUGAUGUAGCUGCUGUUUCCUCCUCUUCAGCCUUUUUUGAUAACCUUAUCCCACAGAAUAUGAGCACAUUGGAGAUUCCUGUCACGGAAGAUACAGAUGGACUCAUCAGCCAAGCCCUUUUGUUGGGGAAUUUUGAGGGUGCAGUGGAGCUGUGCAUGCGAGCAGAGCGCUUUGCUGAUGCCAUCAUCUUAGCUAUAGCUGGUGGGGAGAACCUCCUGAAGGAGACCCAGAGGCGCUACUUUGCUAAGCAGAAAACAAAUCUCUCCCUGCUGCUUUCCUCCAUUGUGCAGCAGAACUGGCAAGAUAUUGUUUGCACAUGUGAUCUACAGAGCUGGAAGGAGGCACUGGCCAUCUUGUUAACAUACUCAAAGCAUGAGGACUAUACCCAGCUCUGUGACAUGCUGGGUGCCCGCCUAGAGUUGGAGGGAGAUGGAACCUUGUCCAAUGAUGCCUGCCUCUGCUAUAUCUCGUCAGGCAAUGUGGAGAGGUUGGUGGAAUGCUGGGUAAAAAACCAUGAGACUUCAUCACCACUUGCCCUCCAGGAUCUCAUAGAGAAGGUGAUGGUGCUGAGCAGGUCCAUUGAGAUGCUCCGAGGCACAGCAGGACCAGCACCAGGCCCUGUCUUGGCAGAACGAAUCACCCAAUAUGCCAAUCUCCUGGCAUCACAAGGAUGCUUGGCAGCUGCAAUGAAUUACCUACCCAGCACUUCUAAAGAGCUCCUGAUUGAACAGCUCCGGGACCGGCUUUUUCAUGCUCAAGGGGAGAAUGUGGGCGAUCAGCAGCCACCCCCUUUUCCCUACACUCGUGUCAAUGUAGGGGUCAUUAAACACUCAUCUCCAGCAGCCAAGGGUGGUUCUGCCCUUGAAGGAGCAGCCCACAAAACAGGUUCCAGACAUCCAGAGAAGCCCAACUAUCAGUCAUCAUUUGCCCCUUCAGCACCAUCUCAGCCUUCAGUGCCUUCCCUCUUCACGCCUCAGCCGGUGCCAGCCAUGUCUGUGACACCUCACCACAUUGCCACUCCCCAGGCCACCACGGGUCCACAAACAAGUGUUUAUUCCAGAGGGCACCCAUACCCACAAUACAACUUGGGCUUGAAUCCAGCAACUGUCUCAGGGCCAGCUGUGUCACAGUCUCAGCCAUUUGGACCAGUGGGAGUCAGACCUGCUGGUCCUGCUCCCUUCCCCAGCCAGUCUCCUCUGCCAGGACAGUCCAUGCCCAUGACAUCUCCUGGUGUUCCACCACCCAGGCCUGCCCUCUUCACUCCAGCCUCAAUCCCAUCAUCUCAGCUUCCUGCAGCUUGUCCUCUCCCUGUGGCAAGUCAAUCUCCUCUAGAUUUCUCUUCAGCACCUUUCAACAGCCCCCUGAACAUGGGUUACCCUCAGGGAGGUCCUGGAGCUCCAUCUACUAAACCCCUGCCGGCAGCCAUUCCUCCUCCUCCCACAGGUUUCUUCCCUUGGCUAGAUCCCCACAUGGAUCAUGCAGCUCAGGAAUCUUGGAGUGAUCCCUCUACUGGAAGAGGAGGCCUUCAAAAGAAAAAGUUGCCUGAGAAAUUUACUCCUCCAGCCCCCAUCACAGCUCCAGUAAUGGGCCUGCCUACUGAGGCCCAGGCGAUCCAUCCUCAGCUAUCCAGGUUGCAGGAAUCUGGCCAGUCACCCCCAGGAGCACCCAGGGAAGGCAGCCUGCAGUAUCACCAGCUACCCGUGGAGAGUGUUGAGAAGAAGGAGCUGCCCCCUGAGCACCAAGCAUUAAAGGCCACAUUUGAAGGGUUGGUGCAACGCUGCUCUGCUGUCGCCACUGAUCCAAAAACCCGAAGGAAGCUGGAGGAUGCACUGCAGCGGCUGGAGUGUUUGUACGACAAACUCCGCGAGCAGGCGCUUUCUCCAACCAUCCUUAUGGGUCUCCAUGAAAUUGCCCGAUGCAUUGAGGCUAAGAACUACCCACAAGGUCUCCUGGUUCACACCCAAGUAGUGAGCAGCAGCAGUUUCAGUGAGGUGUCUGGUUUUAUGCCCAUCCUGAAAGUCCUCAUGACCAUUGCAGGCAAGCUGAAUGUGUAAAGAGUGGAGCAGCAGGAACGGUACACACCAAGAGCUGGUGGACUGCCUCACCUGUUGAUGUGGUGCAGGUUGUGGACUCUACUUCUGACUCCGGAGAAAUAGGUCGGUGCCAGUGCCUGGAACGGUUCUAGGCCAGCACACCUGGCCCCAUCCACUCUCCAGACUGGUGCCUGCAACUCCUGGAGACUGUUCUUUCUCUCUCUUCUUUCUUACUAGUCUGAGGCUGCUUUCCAGCCCAGGAAUCUCAGUUUCAGGCUGUCCAGGUUGCACAUAGAUCCUUCUUCUUCCCUAUCCCUGGCACAAAGUGGAACCUCCUUCCCUCCCAGGCCGACGUUGCUUUUUUUUUUCAGGAGAUAAACAGGGCUGGCACCUGCAGCACCACCACAGAAGAGCCUCAGGCUCUAUUCCCUGCUGUAGUGUAAACCUGCCUGAGUGGUAGCUGGGCUCACUUGGGUCCUAAGCUGGGGUGUCCCCACUCUGCUGGGCUGCAGCAAAGAUCUCUCCUCAUUCCUUCUUUCUCUUCAUUCUCAUCCUUGACUCACCCUUUCACUCCACAGCACCCAUAUCCUGCUACAACUAGGGCUAACUACUUGUUUGCUCUGGCCAGCUUUGGUUCUCUUUUCUUUGCCCAGCCCUCUCUUUUUAAGUCAAGCCUCCCGUUCACCCACUGUCCACCCUCCUUUAUAUUUUUUCCCCCAUAAGCUCCAGGCUCAAGCCCAUUAUGUUUCAGGUCCAGGGAUGAUUCCCGCUUUCAGUUCCUGGGACUCUCCCAUUCAGGAAUGUGUGCAGGUUGGACUGCUCUGUGCACUUCUCCCCAGAACCAGUCACAUCCUGUUUUGGGGCUAAAAGCUGCCCUUUCUGGCUCCUGGCCUUUUUCACUUCUUUUAUGUUAGCACAGCUGGACUUUUACCCACUGGUGUUAUCUGAACGCUUCCUACUUGAGGCUUUUCAGAUGGCCUAGGGACUUUAAGAGCAGCAGGGAUUGUUUAAGUCUCAUAAAGAUUUCCCUUGAGCUACCCUGACCAGCCCAGACUUGAGCAGGGAGAGACAGCUCAUUGCUCCAGGUGUGGUGCAUUCAUUCUGUCUACAGUAAUAGAUACAUGCAAAGGUGGUUCUCAAAGACCCCUUGGCACUGUGGUAGUAAGAAUAUGCUGCAGGAGAUGAUGCUGGGAGGACUCGAAGAUAUGGAUUGUGCUGAGACUUUUCAUCACUGUGGCAUUUCCUCUGGGGUAAAAUAGAUGAAUGAAGCAUAUCUGUCCUGGGGAAGAAGUCUGGGAAGGCAGAUGGGAUUUCAGGGCACAUCUCUGUGUGUGUAUAUUUCCCUCUCUUCCUCCUUCCUUGCCUUCCUCUCUCUCAACGUCCUCCUUACUAACCAGGCAGCAUAAUCCUUGAGCCCCAGCUGGGAGCAAGGCUUCUUCCUGACAUUAGGAUGCAGCCAGCCCCUGCUUCCUCUUCUUGCUGCUUGAGUGAUAACGCUAUCAUGGGCCUGUGGUUCAGUACACGAAUCAACCUACUCUACCAUGAGACUUAGUAAGGAGGAGAAUCGGAGAAAGGAGGAAGAGGACAUGUCUCAUUCUCUCCUUCCCAGGUCAAAGUGCCUCCUUGUUGCUGCUGUGUUGUUUCUAUUGCUGCGAUUUGAUGCACUGAGAGAUUACAGAACAGUGAAAUAAAAGCUGUGUUUUGUGA
Messenger RNA from Pseudopipra pipra, 5951 nucleotides. RefSeq names its product SEC31 homolog B, COPII coat complex component (gene SEC31B). NCBI's taxonomy places the organism in Eukaryota, Metazoa, Chordata, Aves, Passeriformes, Pipridae. Gene Ontology annotation, biological process: endoplasmic reticulum to Golgi vesicle-mediated transport; COPII-coated vesicle cargo loading; intracellular protein transport. The coding region runs from base 609 to 4265 and encodes 1218 amino acids. Gene Ontology annotation, cellular component: COPII vesicle coat; endoplasmic reticulum exit site. Gene Ontology annotation, molecular function: protein binding; structural molecule activity. The transcript is spliced from 27 exons. The record is from RefSeq and is a predicted model, not a curated record.